This is a messenger RNA of Nycticebus coucang (slow loris), 3041 nucleotides long. RefSeq names its product transcription factor CP2 (gene TFCP2). The transcript has 15 exons. Gene Ontology annotation, cellular component: nucleus. Gene Ontology annotation, molecular function: RNA polymerase II cis-regulatory region sequence-specific DNA binding; DNA-binding transcription activator activity, RNA polymerase II-specific. The record is from RefSeq and is a predicted model, not a curated record. Gene Ontology annotation, biological process: positive regulation of transcription by RNA polymerase II. Lineage: Eukaryota; Metazoa; Chordata; Mammalia; Primates; Lorisidae. The coding region runs from base 1122 to 2630 and encodes 502 amino acids.
GCGAAAUUUAUUUUCAAAUCAUUUAAAUUCCAACACUUCCUUCCCGUACAAUCUUUUGAAACACAGUCUUUCUUACUUCAUGCUUUCCUGUUCAAACGCAAUAGGAAGAAUGCGGAAGACGAAUAUCGAGGGAAGUGGGACUUAAGCACGGGGUGGACCUCCGGAGAGGUGAGUUUAAGGAACCAGGAGGAUAAGCGGGAGCAAAUGAGCCUGUCAAGGGCGAGAGGGGGUUCAGCAGGGCUAGAAGGAGAACCCCAACCUUUAGUUGGUGCCAGACCUCAGACAGCAGCCCUGAGAAACUUCUAAACCGUGACGCACACUUACUCCGGGAUCGCCCAGCCCGUCUCCGGGGGGCGGGGAGCCGUGGCGUACCUAGCCUAUCAGCGCUGCCGAGGCCGACGAAGUCUCUUCUUCAUAGGCUACCUCCAAGGUGACGUCAUGUUCGCUGGGCCGGCGAAGGAAGUGGGAGCCAUGAUUGGUUGGCCCUGGGGCGGCGGGCGGUGGAAGAGCCUGGCCAGUCUAGGUUUCCAACCUGUGCUUGACUUUCUCCAUCCAUGUUUCCAGGCCGUGGUGGGCUACAGAGGGCGGGGAGUUGGCUCUGCGAAAACCUGGAUUUGAUUCUGAGAGUGGUGGAGUUGAGAAGGGGUGACCGGAAGUGAUUUUGGAAGUGACCGGAAGCGAGGCCUGGAGGGGAAAGACAGAGCUGGUGCCGGGAGGGAGGGGGCUUCCAGCAAAAGGGGGCGGGAGGAAAAGGUGCUUUAGCAGCGUGGUGGCGCCCGGCUGGCGACUUGCGGUUGCCGCUGGUUGUCUGGAAAGCGGCGAGCAAUCAUCACGACCUCAAGGGGACAGCCCAGGAAGUGGGAGUGUGGGAAUCCAGAUCUGCUAGUUGAGCAAAAAGGGCCUUACGUUCCGAGAGUUGGGUAGCUGAGACAGCCAACAGCAAGGAGCCAAGGGUACGGGAGAUUAGUUAUGUAGGCAGUGCUGAUCGGGUUUGGGGGUGGCUGGUGAGCAUUGCGUGAGAGAUCUUGGAGUUUUCUACUGUCUUGCCCCCUGUUGGGUAGAAUCACGCUCCGCGCCUUUGUACAAGAAACGGCGUCUCCGGGGGCAAGGAAGGAGCCAGGAUGGCCUGGGCUCUGAAGCUUCCUCUGGCCGAUGAAGUGAUUGAAUCCGGGCUGGUGCAGGACUUUGAUGCUAGCCUGUCCGGCAUCGGCCAGGAACUGGGUGCUGGUGCCUAUAGCAUGAGUGAUGUCCUCGCAUUGCCCAUUUUUAAGCAAGAAGAGUCAAGUUUGCCUCCUGAUAACGAGAAUAAAAUCCUACCUUUUCAGUAUGUGCUUUGUGCUGCCACCUCUCCAGCAGUGAAACUCCAUGAUGAGACCCUAACAUAUCUCAAUCAAGGACAGUCUUACGAAAUUCGAAUGCUAGACAAUAGGAAACUUGGAGAACUUCCAGAGAUUAAUGGGAAAUUGGUGAAGAGUAUAUUUCGUGUAGUAUUCCAUGACAGAAGGCUACAAUACACUGAGCAUCAGCAGCUGGAGGGCUGGAGGUGGAACCGACCUGGAGAUAGAAUUCUUGAUAUAGAUAUUCCAAUGUCUGUGGGUAUAAUUGAUCCUAGGGCUAAUCCAACCCAACUAAAUACAGUAGAGUUCCUGUGGGACCCUGCAAAGAGAACAUCUGUGUUUAUUCAGGUGCACUGUAUUAGCACAGAGUUCACCAUGAGGAAACAUGGUGGAGAAAAGGGGGUGCCAUUUCGAGUACAAAUUGAUACUUUCAAGGAGAAUGAGAAUGGAGAAUAUACUGAGCACUUACACUCGGCCAGCUGCCAGAUCAAAGUUUUUAAGCCCAAAGGUGCAGACAGAAAGCAAAAAACAGAUAGGGAAAAAAUGGAGAAACGUACACCUCAUGAAAAGGAAAAGUAUCAACCUUCCUAUGAGACCACCAUACUCACAGAGUGUUCUCCAUGGCCUGAGAUCACUUACGUCAAUAAUUCUCCAUCACCUGGCUUCAACAGUUCCCAUAGCAGUUUUUCUCUUGGGGAAGGAAAUGGUUCACCAAACCACCAGCCAGAGCCACCCCCUCCAGUCACAGAUAACCUCUUGCCAACAACCACACCUCAGGAAGCUCAGCAGUGGUUGCACCGAAACCGUUUUUCUACAUUCACAAGGCUUUUCACAAACUUCUCAGGGGCAGAUUUAUUGAAAUUAACUAGAGAUGAUGUGAUCCAAAUCUGUGGCCCUGCAGAUGGAAUCAGACUUUUUAAUGCAUUAAAAGGCCGGAUGGUGCGUCCAAGGUUAACCAUUUAUGUUUGUCAGGAAUCGUUGCAGUUGAGUGAGCAGCAGCAGCAACAGCAGCAGCAGCAGCAGAAGCACGAGGAUGGGGACUCAAAUGGUACCUUCUUCGUGUACCAUGCCAUCUAUCUAGAAGAACUUACAGCUAUUGAAUUGACGGAAAAAAUUGCUCAGCUUUUCAGCAUUUCCCCUUGCCAGAUCAGCCAGAUUUACAAGCAGGGACCAACAGGAAUCCAUGUGCUCAUCAGUGAUGAGAUGAUUCAGAAUUUUCAGGAAGAAGCCUGUUUUAUUCUGGACACAAUGAAAGCAGAAACCAAUGAUAGCUAUCAUAUCAUACUGAAGUAGGAGUGGGGCAUUCCGUGCUCGGUGGCUGCUGCUUCCUUCACCUCUUGAAAAUGGCCCUCUUAGGGGGCUGUGAAUGGAGACUGGAAGGUCUGCAGGAACCUGACCCAUCAAACUGUGGGGGGGGGGGGGGAGUUCCAGCUGCAGAGGCAGGAUCCCAAGCCUGCUGUUAGCACAACACUCUUGUGGUGCACACAGCUUACUGCCUAACAUGCAGUUCUGCGGAUAUCUCUUAGUUAAAAUUUCAAAACCCUGUUGUUUUUGAACAUCAAUAGAAACUCCACCUCAGUUAGGGUGAAUGUAGGGCAUAAUUAUGAUGGGAAUUGUGUGAUAUUUGAUAGAAAGAUUUUAAAUUUUGUGAUAUGGAGCCAUGUAAUUGUUUUCUAAUAUAAAAAUAAGCAUCUAUAUUCAUAA